UCCAAGUGGGCUUUGCGAAGUCUAGCAUCCGUAUGAUGUGGAUCUCCUUUCAUCCAUUGAAUUGGGUAAGAUUGUAAAAUACCUGGGAUAUGCCAGGUUCAAAUGUUUGUGGUAUAGGCAUGUUCAAAUUGAUGGGUCUGUAAGCUUUAGUCCACUUUCCAAUGAUGAAGAUGCUAGACAAUUCAUUGAAGAUGUUAAAGAUAUAGCUGAAGUUGAUCUAUAUGUUGAACACAUAGUGGAAGAGGCAGAUAUUGUUCCUCUAAUUGCUUACAAGAGUGCUGAAGAUAUUCCUGAUGUGUUGCAAGUUGAUUCUGAUAGUGAUGAUGAAGUAUUGCUAGACAAGGAAACUGAGGCAGUUCAAGUGAAGGAAGCUGAGGCUAAGGGAGUUCAAGACAAGGAACCUGGGGUUGUACAAGACAAGGAACCUGAGGUUGCUCAACACAAGGAACCUGAGGUUGUACAAGACAUUGAUGAGGUGCAUGACAAGGAGCCUGAUUCAGUGCAAGACAAACAGAUUGAUGCUGAGGAUAAUCCUCAUGUUCUUGUAAAUGAAAAUGACAAGGGGAUAGAUAAGGGAAAAAGAAAGGCCAGUGAGGCACUUGCCAAUGAUGAAGAUGAGGAUUAUGAUACUGAAUUUGAUCCAGAUAAAGAAGAGGUACCCUCUGAUGUUUCAAUGGAUGACAGUGACUAUGAAGAAGAUUGGGAUUGGCUAUGUGUGCUUCCUAAAGAGUCUCUGCUGAAUAUAUCUGAGGUCACUCCAGAUCCCAGUUUUGCAGAAGGGUCUACUGAGCCAUGUACUCAAGCUGUGAAUGAGUCAAGGAACCUUGAGCCUAGUACAUUUGCAAACUUUGAAGAUGAGGAUGGUGACUCAGAGGACUUAGAAAUUCCAGCAGAGAGUGAUGAUGAAGGACAUUCUACAAGGAAAUAUCCUAAGUUCAAGGCUACUGAAGAUGGGGAGUUGGUCCACUUUGAGCUGGGUCUGACUUUCAUGAAUAAAUAUUUGUUUAAGGAUGCUGUCAAGGAUUUUGCACUGCAAAAGAGGGUGGUAGUUAAAUGUGUUGAGGAAUGUCCAUUCUAUCUGAGAAUUAGCAAGACUCCCUCAAGGCCUAUCUGGCAAAUUGUAAGCUUUUCUAACACUCACAAUUGCUGUAGGACUGCUACUAAUAGGCAGGCAAAGACAGUUUGGCUUGCUAAGAAGUUUAUGCAAAUUCUAAGACACACUCCAGAUCUGAAGGUGACUGGCUUGAUAGAGGAGGCAAGGGUCAGGUGGGGCAUUGUGAUAGGGAGGUUCAAGGCAUAUAGAGAAAAGGUGAAAAGUCUGGAGAUGUUGCAUGGUGCAAGUCUGGAGCAAUACAGUCACCUGAGGAAAUAUGCUGCUGAGUUGCUGAGAAGUAAUCCUGGGUCGAUAGUCAUAAUAAAAUCAACAGUGGGAGUACAUGGCCCAGUCUUUGAGAGGAUCUACAUCUGCUUUGAAGCUACUAAGACUGCAUUUGCCAAGCAUUGUAGACCCUUAAUUGGGUUGGAUGGUUGUUUCCUUAAGGGACUCUAUGGUGGUCAACUUCUCUUAGCUGUAGGCAAAGAUGGAAAUAACCAAAUGUUUCCAAUUGCAUUUGCAGUUGCAGAAGCUGAAACUAGGGACUCCUGGACCUGGUUCUUGAACAUUCUUUUACAUGAUCUGAAUAGUGUUAAACUGCAGAAUUGGGCAUUCAUCUCUGACCAGCAGAAAGGAUUGGUGCAUGCUAUUGCUGAUUUGGGUCCAGACACUGAACACAGAUUGUGUGUGAAGCACUUAUAUGACAAUUUCAGGAAGAGGUUCUCAGGAGAAGAGUUGAAGAAUACUUUAUGGUCUGCUGCAAGGGCUAGCACAGAACAAGAAUGGAAAAAAGCUAUGGACAACUUGAAAGAAUUGAAUCAGGAUGCUUGGCUGGAAAUGAUGCAUGUGCCUCCAAAAAUGUGGACAAGAUCAGCUUAUAGCCCACACACACACUGUGAUCUCCAAGUUAACAACAUGUGUGAGGCAUUUAAUAGGUCAAUCUUGGAGCAUAGAGUCAAGCCUAUUAUCACUUUGCUCGAGGGGAUCAAAUUUUACCUCACUAAUCGCAUUGUCAAGCAGAAAGAUCUAAUGCUUAGGUGGAGGAAUAGUCAGUUGUGCCCUAUGAUUCAGCAAAAACUUAAUAUUGUGAAGGAACAUUCAGACAGGUGGAGACCUAACUGGAAUGGUGAUACUGCUGAUGGACUAUUUGAAGUUCAAAGGGACAAUGAUAAGUAUGCGGUGAAUCUAGUGCAGAGGACAUGUGCUUGUAGGAGAUGGGAUCUGACUGGGAUUCCCUGUGUGCAUGUUGUGGCUUGUAUGUGGUAUAAUAACCACAUACCAGAGAAUUAUGUGGACAUUUCAUACAAGAGGUUCACUUUUCUGAAUACAUAUUCCCACAUAAUCCUCCCAAACAAUGGGCCUAAAUUAUGGCCAGAUGUGGAAGCACCGCCUCUGAAUCCCCCUUAUGUGAGGAGGGCCCUAGGAAGGCCCAAAAAACAGAGGAACAAAAGAAAUGAUGAGCCUAGGAACCCUAAUAGGAUGAGGAGGAUUAGUUCAACUGUGAGAUGUAGAAGGUGUGGAGAGCCUGGACACAAUAAGAGAACCUGUAGAGGCAAAAUAGCAGCUGAUAGAACUAUCCCAGUUGGAGGGAAUCAGGAUAAUCAUCAGGUUCUUCAACCUGAACAGAGAAGAGGUGCUGGAAGAAAUGGUAGGAAGGCAUUUCCUUCAGGGCCUGGUGAAACCUCCUCAUCUCAAUUCUCAAGCACAGGCUCCUGCAGCUUCCCAACCCCCUGCAACAUCACAACCCCCUGCUCCAGCUACACCUGUUACCACUUCCCAACCACCAACUGCUGGAGCAUCAUCUUAGCCCCAACAAACUGGAACUGCCACUUCAUCUCAUGCCAAUGCUUCUGCUUCAGGGACUCAACCUGCACCAAGGAGGAGAGGAAGAAAGAGGAACUUACAAGCUACCCAGUAGUGUUUUGUUUGUAAUAGUUGGAUUAAGAACUAUUUUGUGUACUGAAUUAGGUCAUUUUCGCUUGUAAUGAACCUAUUGGAAUCACUUAUGUUUUGAGGGUGUCAUUGCUGGUGUUUUGGAUGGUAGAAGUUUAGAAUGAUGGCUAGAAUGAUAUUUUGUAGGUCAUUUUCAGUUGUAAUGAACCUAUUUGGCUAACUUUGGAUGGUAUUUAGCCUGGUAUUUAUGUGAACCUAUUUGGAUGGUAUUUAU
This is a messenger RNA of Lotus japonicus, 3260 nucleotides long. RefSeq lists its product as uncharacterized. The record is from RefSeq and is a predicted model, not a curated record. Gene Ontology annotation, molecular function: nucleic acid binding; zinc ion binding. The transcript has 5 exons. Bases 674 to 3025 code for a protein of 783 amino acids. NCBI's taxonomy places the organism in Eukaryota, Viridiplantae, Streptophyta, Magnoliopsida, Fabales, Fabaceae.